Cooperia oncophora is the source of this 894-nucleotide messenger RNA. Lineage: Eukaryota; Metazoa; Nematoda; Chromadorea; Rhabditida; Trichostrongylidae. The record is from the annotation of a GenBank genome assembly.
AUGACAAUCACUUACACACUAGAAGUUAGCAGAGCCCGUUUCUGGGGUUUUGCGAAAUUGCUAGCACGAUGGAAAGGAUCGAUAUAUCGAUUAAUGUAUAGGGAAAUGAUUUGUUUUCUUGUAGCUUAUUAUACUGUUAUGUUAGUGUACAGAUAUCUCUCUGACGACAGUAUGAAAAGAUCAUUCGAAUCACUGGCAGUUUACUGUCGUGAUUUUACCUCUGUUGUACCAAUAACCUUUGUGAUGGGUUUCUACGUUACCUUUAUUGUUGGCAGAUGGUGGCAGCAAUACGUGAACAUUCCGUGGCCAGAUAAGGUAUGUAUACAAAUAUCUGCGUAUGUUCAAGGCGGUGAUGUGCGAGGUCGUAUGAUCCGUCGAGCAAUGGCACGCUACAUCAACCUCAUAUCCGCUCUGACCUUUCAGAAUAUCUCAACUGUGAUAAAACGUCGAUUUCCAACCAUUUCUCAUCUAGUAGAGGCUGGAAUUCUAACAGCAGAAGAGAAGGACAUGCUAGACAACACGCAAACUCCACAUGGGAUUUGGUGGGUGCCGUCUCAAUGGUUUUGUCAACUGGCUGCCACUGCUAGAAAGGAAGGUCGAAUUCACGAUGAUUUACACUUAAAGUCACUGAUAGAUGACUGCCUCGAAUAUCGUGGUCAGUGUGGAAUGAUUUGGUCAUAUGAUUGGAUUUCAGUACCUCUAGUUUAUACACAGCUUGUGACGAUAGCUGUUUACAGUUUCUUUGUAGCAUGCUUGUUUGGUAGGCAGUUUUUGCUUUUCGAGGUAAGUUGGUUUUCCACCCUGGGGUGCAAAAAGCUUCAGAGCCACACAGGUUUCAACCCUACUGUGACCACGCUGUUAUCGUGUAUACUCCACAACUAUAAGACUUUUUGA